AUGCGGUCAGCACCUCCGGCACCUCGGCAGGAAAGUUCUCACCAUGCUAGUGUAAGCGUGCCGCAGACUACCGCUUUCGCUACCGUGCCAGUGAAGAUUAUUGGCCCAACUGGCAAGUCGGCAAUCUGUACGGCCAUGCUGGACUCAAGCUCGACUGCAAGCUUCAUACGGGAGGAUGUAGCCCAUGAGUUGGACAUGGCAGGUGAAGUUCACAUGUUGAACACAUCCACGACUGGUGCGCAGCAUACCUCCAGCUAUCGGGAACUGGUCAAGGUGCAGAUGGAAUCCAUUGAUGGAACAGUGUCAUACCCGCUCAAGGCAUGCGUAUAUGAUCAUGUGACCAAGAAGACGCAGGUCGCGGACUGGAGCCGGUACACAUCCAGCUAUGAGCAUCUGAAGUUCAUAGACUUUCCCGAAAUCUCCAGCACCACGGUCGACCUCCUGAUUGGUCUAGACGUCAUUGAUGCCCACGCAUCACUCGCGGAGUACAGAAGCAGCAGUGGUGGACCAAUUGCCCGCAAAACGCCACUGGGAUGGGUGUGUAUGGGCCCAACGCCCAGUGCACCCAGUGAUGACGAGUUGUCCGUCAACUAUGUGCAUGCUUUAUACGGCGAAUGCAGCAUAGACAGCCUGGUCCAGAAUUUCUGGAAUCUGGAGGCAGUCGGUAUGAAGCACGAAGGCACCUACAUCACCUCUGCAGAGAAGCUGGCUGAGGAGAUCUUUGAGAAAUCCAUCAGCUUCCAUGAUCAGCGAGUCACCAUGGCAGUCCCAUGGAUCCACAGCAACGGCGAGCCUGGUGUCACCGCUAAUCGCGCCAUGGCAGACCAUCGCCUGUGCAUGCUAGGGAAAUCACUGGACAAGCGUCCAGAGCUGAAGGCAGCAUACGGCAAAGUCAUAUGUAGCCACAUUGACAAAGGCAACGUGCGCGCAGUGUCGGCAGCAGAGGUUGAGGCAGAUGGUGACGACCAGUGGCUCCUGCCGCAUUUCGCCCUUGUACGAGAUGACAAGGCCACCACGAAGGUACGUGUCAUCUUUGAUGCUGCUGCCAAGUAUGACGGCACGUCGAUCAAUGAGUGCAUGUACGCUCGACCCGCUCUGCAGAAUGACCUAGUGAAAGUGCUUCUGCGGUUCCGCAAGGAGCCAGUGAUGCUCACGGCGGACAUUACCGAGAUGUUCCUGCAAGUCGUGCUGGCUGAGCAAGACCGCCGAUAUCAUCGCUUUGUGUGGGACUCAAGCGUAUACGAGUUCGAGGGGUUGGUGUUCGGCAUCAAGGCGUCUCCGUACCUGGCAUGCAAGGCGCUACAAGUGGUGUGCCGCGAGACAGCCGACAAGUAUGACCCUGCCAUGUUGCAGAUCGUUGACCGAGACAUGUAUGUGGAUGAUCUGCUGCACUCUGCUGUCUCCGUACCGGAAGCCAUCCGCACACAGCAGACAGUACAGGACAUCCUUGAGCAGGGCAGCUUCCACCUCCGCAAGUGGCUCAGCAAUAGCUCGGAGGUGAUGGACGGCGUACUGGAAGCUGACAGCUCACCGCAGCUCCUAGCUAGCAUCAAUGAUCAUGAUAACUGUGUGCUACCAUCAGUCAAGACGCUAGGCGUGAUGUGGUCGGCAGAGGAUGAUACCUUCGCCUUCCAGUUCAAGCCGCCUGCCACAGAGAAGCUGACCAAGCCAGCCGUGCUGAGUAAGAUGGCAUCUAUAUUCGACCCACGCGGACAACUAGCUCCCUUCACCAUUCGCUCUCGUGUCAUGUUCCAGGAGCUGUGCAUCCUCGGCGUGGGCUGGGAUGAUCCACUAGAUGCUGACCACACGCGGAGAUGGACAUCCUCGUUUAGCGAGCUGGGAGAUCUGGCGCGGGUCCGUGCGCCGCGCUGCUUCAAGUGUCCGGGUCGCGAGUCGUCUGUCGCUACAUUGUCGCUGCACGUGCUCACGGAUGCUUCAGAUGCCGCCUACACCGCUAAUGUGUACGUCCGUGCUGAGUACCCAGAUGGCAAUGUGCGAGUGACGCUACCACUCGCCAAGGCGCGUCCAUGUCCCAUUAAAGAAGAUGUCGAUCCCGAAGCUGGAGCUGAAGGGUGCUAUGCUUGGUGUUUGCCUGGCCCAUACAGUGAAUGA
Sycon ciliatum is the source of this 2112-nucleotide messenger RNA. RefSeq lists its product as uncharacterized. The transcript has a single exon. NCBI's taxonomy places the organism in Eukaryota, Metazoa, Porifera, Calcarea, Leucosolenida, Sycettidae. Bases 1 to 2112 code for a protein of 703 amino acids. The record is from RefSeq and is a predicted model, not a curated record.